Molecule: messenger RNA, 2128 nt
Organism: Copidosoma floridanum
Lineage: Eukaryota; Metazoa; Arthropoda; Insecta; Hymenoptera; Encyrtidae
Product: pentatricopeptide repeat-containing protein 1, mitochondrial
Molecular function (GO): protein binding
Source: RefSeq, a predicted model, not a curated record
UCUCUUAAAUAAGAAUGUUUUUGUGUGAUAUCUCGCCGUAUUUAUUAAACAUCUCAGAUAAAUAAUUUCAAUUCAGAUAACACUUGUAUAAACUUUAGAAACAUUAGAGUACUUAAAAACAAGUGUUAAUUACGAGCAGUUUUUCGAAUCAGCUUAAAUUACAUAUUUUAAAGUGUGCAAAAUGCUUCUUUCAACAAAGUUUUCACGUUUUUCCAAGUCGCUACGAUUUGCAACUAACAAUCAGUGUCUCGAUAAAUUUACAAAUGCUAAAAGUAACAGUUAUUUGUCGCAAGCCUCUCUUCAUACACUGAGAAAGGAAUUUGAGAAACUACGCUUUUCUGAUUUAAAUUUUAAUGAGUACCGUCCAGGAAAAUCAGUAAAUCAAAUUUGUUGUUUAAAAUAUUCAACAGAAGAGAUACCUCCGUUGCCUCCACCACUUCCUAAAUCUGAUGUGUUUGGUGCAAUGGGUGGCUUAAAAUAUGAAGCAGUUGCAUUGGAUACCGAUGAGAAGAAAGAAGAAGAAAGAUUAAAAACCCUGGGAGGACGGGUGCCGCGUAAACUCAAACCAUCUCCUGGACAAUACGCUGACAUGAUGAAAGCUUACAUGGAUAAAGGAGAUUUCGAAUCAGCGGAAAAAAUAAUUCUUGAAUGCAGAAAAAACUACGAUAAACCUACACCGUACAUGUUUACCCUUAUAAUAAGAGGAUUAGCCAUGCAAGGAAACGUUAAAGGUUGUUACAAGUAUUUCGCGCAAAUGAAAGCGGCAAAACAUAAAAUCAAAGGCAAUGUCUACACAAGUUUGUUCAAUGCUUGUGCCAAUUCGCCAAAUUCUGAUAAAGCCUUAAUAUACUUGGAAAAAAUCAAGGAUUAUAUGAUGAACCAAAAAGAGCCUAUGAACCAUGCUCAUUACAAUGCAUUGGUAAAAGCUUAUGGACAACACGAUGAGUAUGAAAAAGCUUUGAAACUCUUUCAACAAAUGAUGGAUAAAAAAAUGAAAAUUGGUAUAUCAACGCUGAAUAGCUUAAUGUUUGCUGCAAACUCGAAUAAGGAAUCUGGACUGAAGCAUGUUUUACAUGUCUGGCAACUGAUGAGAAAAUUAAGAGUUCCGCCUGAUAUAUUCACUUACAAUCUUAUACUGAGAGCCAUUAGAGACACCAAUUUUGGUAGCGAUUGUUCUGUAAGUCAACUACUUCUUCCAAGUGAGGAAUGUCCAGCAAUUAUUACAGACGAUAACAGACCGGAUUUGUUGUUGUACCCACCAGUCAUUAGUUCUUUACCCUUGAAAAAUAUACACAAAAAAGCAACAAAUCAGCUUUUACUGGAUGCUCCUACUUCAGAAUCUACAGACUCAGAACCUUCAGAGUCGACAGAUUCUAUGUUCUCAGAAAAAUCUGUACAAAUUUUACCACCGACACUAGCCAACUUGGAUUUAGAUGCAAUUUUAAAACAAAAUAAACUAAUUCUGUUUGGGGGUGUUGAAGGAUUUUUACAAAAAAUGAAGAACGACAGAAUAACGCCUAAUGUUAAAACCGUAACGUAUUUGAUUGAACUAGUUCCAGAUUCUGUGGCUGCAGAAGAUGCGAUUAUAAAAUAUGCUCGAUCAGAAAAGUUACAACUGGAUAUAGAUUUUUACAAUAUGUUGAUAAAAAAACGUGCCUUAAGAGGUGCUACCAAAGAUGCCAAGAAAGUUCUUGACGACAUUCAUAGGGCUGAUUUGAGGCCCAAUAUCGUGACGUAUGGAGUAAUGGCUCUUGCAUGCAACUCGACAAGUCAGAGUAAAGAUCUUUUAGCAGCUAUGAAAGCCACUGGUCAUACCAUAAAUAAAUAUGUUGCAGAUACAUUGUUUCAAUCUGCUUUUUAUCAAAGAGAUUUCAGUUUCACAUUACAGUUGAUGGAGAUAGUUAGGCGCGAAAGAGUACGAUUGGAAGAAACGACUUAUGAGAAACUAGAUACUUUUCAACAGAAAAUGUCGGGAUUGCUCAAAAUGAAGCAUCCAUGUGCACAAAAAGAAGGAUUUAAAGUUGGUUUCGCAACUUUCAACUUACGAUACAAAACUUGGCUACAAGAUAUGGGUAGGAAAGUCGUAACAGAACGAGAAUCUGUCGCAAAAUGAAAAGAAAAUGUUCAC